CCGCCCCGCCCGCCAAUAUCGCUGCCGGGGGAGGUGCCGCUUCCUUUCUCUGCUCGCGCUCGUCGUGGUACUACCAGGCGCGGCCCCGACAUGCAGAACGACGCCGGCGAGUUCGUGGACCUGUACGUGCCGCGGAAGUGCUCCGCCAGCAACCGCAUCAUCGGCGCCAAGGACCACGCGUCCAUCCAGAUGAACGUGGCCGAGGUGGACAAGGUCACAGGCAGGUUCAACGGCCAGUUUAAAACCUAUGCCAUCUGCGGGGCCAUUCGCAGGAUGGGUGAGUCAGAUGAUUCUAUUCUCCGACUAGCCAAGGCUGACGGCAUCGUUUCAAAGAACUUCUGAUCAGAGUCAUGGAGAUGGAAUUUUUGUCAUAAAUAAAAGCGUAAAAGCCCAUCUGUGUGGUCA
Choloepus didactylus (southern two-toed sloth) is the source of this 405-nucleotide messenger RNA. RefSeq names its product ribosomal protein S21 (gene RPS21). Gene Ontology annotation, molecular function: structural constituent of ribosome. Gene Ontology annotation, biological process: translation; endonucleolytic cleavage to generate mature 3'-end of SSU-rRNA from (SSU-rRNA, 5.8S rRNA, LSU-rRNA); endonucleolytic cleavage in ITS1 to separate SSU-rRNA from 5.8S rRNA and LSU-rRNA from tricistronic rRNA transcript (SSU-rRNA, 5.8S rRNA, LSU-rRNA). The record is from RefSeq and is a predicted model, not a curated record. NCBI's taxonomy places the organism in Eukaryota, Metazoa, Chordata, Mammalia, Pilosa, Megalonychidae. The transcript is spliced from 6 exons. Gene Ontology annotation, cellular component: cytosolic small ribosomal subunit; ribosome. Bases 91 to 342 code for a protein of 83 amino acids.